CGUGCUAACAAGCGCCAAGUUGGAUUGAGGUUUUGCGCCCAAACAUUUUACAAUAUAAUUUGAUCAGCUGAUUUUACAGAGAAAGAACAGGUUACUUUUGAUAUAUUUUAAGGGCUACUAUGAUGAGCAAAGACGCUCAUAAAAACCACUGAAUUAGAAUGUCCAGGCACCAUUACUAUAGAACCAGACAUUAUACAACUACUGAUGAUGAGAGUGAUGAUAAUGAACAUAAAGAUCAUGACUAUGAUAUGCCAGCAGUGAGAGGAAAGAAGUACAUUAACAAGGGCAGGUGGACAAAGGAUGAAGAUGACAAAUUAAAAAAGAUUGUUGAAGCCCAUGUAGGCCAUAACUCUGAUUGGAGGACCAUAUCAGGAUAUUUUCCUGACAGAUCAGAUGUGCAAUGUCAAACUCGGUGGCAGAAGGUGCUCAAUCCAGACUUGAUCAAGGGACCCUGGACAAAAGAGGAAGAUGACAAAGUACUGCAACUAGUGAGGCAGUAUGGGCCAAAGAGGUGGACACUCAUAGCAAAGCACUUGAAAGGAAGGACUGGAAAACAGUGCAGAGAAAGGUGGCACAACCACUUAAAUCCAGACAUCAAAAAGACAGCAUGGACUGAGGAUGAGGAUAGAAUGAUCUAUCAAUUACAUAAAAAAAUGGGAAAUAGAUGGGCAGAGAUUGCCAAAUACUUGCCUGGAAGGACUGAUAAUGCUAUCAAGAACCAUUGGAACUCUACCAUGAGGAGAAAAUAUGAAGAAGAAGAGCAGAAGAAGAGAGGCAACCCAUACACCCCUAGCACCUCCAGUAUGCAGGGAUUACAGCCAGUGCGACUGUUUCAGAGCACACCAGUUUAUCAAUCACCAAGUGGAAUACAGAAUUAUGGGGGUAGCUUAAUUAUUAACCCUACUGCACAGGGGUUUACUGACCAAACUCAAAAUCAAGGAGGAGUUUCCAAAAUGUGCCAUAUCAGUCAAGUCAAAUCUAUUUCCCCACUUUCACCCCAGAAAUGGGCUGAUGCUGGUUUCCUAUCUCCUUUGAAGGGAAUCCCUGACUUGGUCGACCAGAUGACAGACUCCAAUUCAUUUGGUGACAUGACUACUUUUGAUUUCCUGACUGGUACUGAAAUAGCUACUGGAGUCACACCUAUUAAAUUUACUGGCCUUAACAAAAAAGGAUCCACAAAUUACAGGUUUGAUGGCCAUGAUGUUGCAUCUUUAGAAGGUGGCCUUAUCUCCAUUACCUCUCCAAUUGCCUCCAAGUUCAGCACCCCUCCCAUUUUACGCAGGAGUAAGAGGAGAAAGCAGAAGCGCACAGCAAAGAAGGAAUCUAGGUCAAUUUCUGCUCCCACAGGCAUGGAGAAGACAGAAGUUCAGAUAAAGGCUGAACCCCAAGAAGUAGUGGUAGAAAACAAAACAGAAAAGACAGAAAAUUGUCAUAAUCUGACACCCAUUGUAAAAAGUGAACCUAAGACACCCAAGAAAUCUGGCACGCCUAUUAAGGCCUUACCUUUCUCACCUUCUCAGUUCUUCAAUAGCCCUGAUGGUGUCCCUGGGAGGAAGUUGACGUCCACUCCAGUGUGUGCAGCCCCGAGGAACUCCACUCCAGUCCACCUUAGUGCACCUCCUGAUAUGUGCAUUAAGACUGAACAUGGGACAGAAAGGGAAAGCACAAAGGUGGCUGUUUUCAGAACCCCACGUACCAGAAGGGCCCUGCUUGAUGUGGCUCCCAGGACUCCCACUCCUUUUAAAAAUGCUCUAGCAGAAAUUGAGAGGACUAGUGGACCAAUUACAAUGCUGACUCCUGAAACACCUUCCCAUUUGGUGGCAGAUCUCAAUGAGGUGAUUAAGAAAGACACAGGUUCUUCUUCCUAUGAGACUGAUGUGUCUGCCUUCCGUGGUGACCGUCACAAGAGGAAAACUGAGAAAGAGAAUGAAUCUCCCACUAAGAAGGCUAGAAAGUCUUUGGAGCAAAAAUGGUCCACUCCUGGCGAGGUACCCCUAGGACCAACUGAAGAGGAUCUUCUCAUAAUGCCUGAAACACCGAGCAAGUCUCUGAUAGGAGACCACAGUAUCAUCUUUUCACCCCCAUCCAUUUUGAAGGAGACCUUCAUGGACCCGCUCAAUGAUGCUUUUGCUCUACCCACGUCUCCAGCUCCAGCAACCAAGACCAAGCGUAAGCCUCCCCGCAUUCGCUUUGAUGUUACCCCAAAGAAAAUGAUUGGCAAGAUGGACACUGCCUGGGAAAGGGUUGCUUGUGGCAAGACACAAGAUCAACUAGACCUGACAGCCAAAGCCAAGAUGUUGUUAAAUGUUGCCAUUAUUAAGCCAAGGUCAUUGAAAUUAUGAAGAUUUGGGUUAUGUAUUAUUUUGUCAAGCAGCAUGUCUAACAUGUAACUUUUCUAAAGAGAUCACUGAGCAAAGCCUUGUUUAGCAUAAGACAAAUAUCUGAAACAAGAAUGAUCUCAUCAGAUACGCCGGUUCAUGCUUGCAUUAAUUCAUUAACUUUAUAACUGCAGAGGUUUACUUAAUUGUAAAAAGUAAAAGCUUAUAGAUUUUGAUUUAUAUUUCAAAGCAUUGAAAACUUGUGCUCAUAUGAUGUGUCAGCUUGAUUGAACCACUGAUGUGUAACAGGAGGGGGGUAUGUGACAAAUACAGGCAUGUAAAAUAAUGUACAUAUAUGUGUACCUGAGUAACUUGUAAAGGACAAAUAGGAAAAAGUUCAUACACCAUUUGUAAAUGUUUCACACAGCAUCCAUGUGAUAACAUGUCAAGAUUUAAGUGCAAAUGUUUUAUAUGUAAAUCAGUGAUUCAGCUGGGAGUAAAUUUGAAUGACCCCGGUGCUUAUUUAUUGUCAUAUCAUAUAUAAGAAAGGGAGAAAGAAAUAGCAUUCAUUACCAUUAGACAUACACACUGUGGUAGUAUCAUAGCAUAACAUGUUACUUGCCAAUCUAUGGCUGCAUUCGUGACAGUGGACUAACUCGUCUGAGGGCCAAAUAUGGCAACCGACUAAAAAGCUUGCCAACUAAUCUGCUAAUGGACACUGAAUCGAUUCCCUGUGUGGAAGUAUUCAAGUGGGUCGGCCAUAUUUGACCUGUGGAUUAAUAAGUCCGCUGUUCUGAAUGCCGUCUAUGCAAACUCUACAAUUCUACCAGCCAAAAAAAGUUUAAAUUCUAGAAGUUUUGCACAUUGUCAUGAUCUUGAUAUUGGGGUAUUGUUUUAAAAUACCAAUGCAAAUUUUCACCAGUUGACAAUAGAUGGAGUGUCAAUUGGUACAUCAUGAUGAAUUGAAAAUUAUGUAACACCACCCUAUUAAAACACUUAAGUUAUAUAUACUGAUACUACCCUAUCUUAAAGGUGUCUACAGUGAUCUGACCUAUAUUAAAUGCUGCAAACGCUAUGACAUUGUCCUGUGUUAGACCACUUCAUUGUAAACUCGUAUGCUCUUCCACAUCAUGAUAUUUUCAUCUCUGUCACACUGGUCUAUUUUUAUUGUAUUAUUUUUGAAGCAUAAGGAGGAUUUUUUUUUUUAUUUGUUUGUUUGAAAAUCAUUUCUUUGAGUGAAGUGCCUUUUCAUUUGUAAAUAUUUUUAUCUUUCUAACAUUUGCAGGCAUGACAUUGAAAAGUGAUUAUGAUAGUUAACACUUGUAGAUACAUUUUCACAUGUAAAUAAACAUCAAGAGGGGCUGGUUAGAUAACAAAUGCAUGCUAACAAAAAAAAACAUUUCCAUAUCUCAAAAAAAAUUAUAAAUCCUGAAAAUGGUUGUAGACUAUUGUUACUUUUAAAUAAAUUGAAAAAAAGAAAAUUAGUAAUAUAUACAUAAAUGUGCAUUUUUAAGUUCACUAUGCAGAGGUACAUUUUUUUCUCUCCAUGUGCAUCUUUGUUGAAAAUGAUUGUUGUCUUAGUGAGUAAUUAGAGUUGUUGUUUGUUUAGUAAAUGUAAUUUAUUUCCUUUAAUGUACAUAUUAUCACAGUGUGUGCUGUCCCUGCAGAUAUGGAGACCAACCAAAGUCUUGGGAUAUAAUUUUGGAUAAUUAGUGCGUGCAUUCAUUGUGGUUGUUACAGGUCUUGAAUUCUACUGCGAAGUGCUUGUGUCUGCCUAAUUUAUACUAAUUAAAGAUAUUCUAAAUCUAUUUGUGUGUGCAAAAUGAGGUUUUUGCAAAAUCAGGAUUGUUUUCUUUAAAUAAUUUGGUUAUCCAUCUUUUACUGUAAUAUUUGUUGUGUAAAGCAGAUAGUGCCUCUUCAGCUAUGGUAUAUGAUAAAGAUUGGAUUUCAACAGCAAAUAAAACUUGCAUGUGA
Molecule: messenger RNA, 4292 nt
Organism: Lingula anatina
Lineage: Eukaryota; Metazoa; Brachiopoda; Lingulata; Lingulida; Lingulidae
Product: transcriptional activator Myb
Biological process (GO): regulation of DNA-templated transcription
Cellular component (GO): nucleus
Molecular function (GO): DNA-binding transcription factor activity, RNA polymerase II-specific; RNA polymerase II cis-regulatory region sequence-specific DNA binding
Source: RefSeq, a predicted model, not a curated record